UAACAAAAGGCAUAGGUAUAAAAGGCAAGAGGUUGAAAGCAGAAAGAAAGUUGAAAUUUUAGUUUUACCAUAGUUUUACAGGAAUAACAAUUUUAAAUGAGAAAAAUGUAACGUAAUAUAAAAGAAUUUCUCUCAGCACCAUGCUAGUCGUAGGAAAGGGGACCGGUUCCCACCUUUUUUGUUCUGUGUUCUCAGACUAAGCAGUAAGCGAGUAAGCCUAUGCCUACGGUACUAUGGCUAUAGCCUAUGGGAUGCCUGUUCAUGGGCCAUGUUUUUUUCUCUAGUAGUAAAUGUUAUUUGUAAAUAUAGUGUCACUGCCAGUGCCAGAGCCAGUGCCAGCAGUGGUGCACAGACAUGUUUAAUUCGCAUUGCUCGCGAAUUGACGCGCUCAUUACGAACAAGCUCCAGCUUUCUGAGGGUUUCCCGAACAAUGACAACAGGAAUGGAGGUACAGAGGUGUUUGAUGGAUUCCUGUGUCAGUGAGCCCCAAAGCACUGACAGUGCAAUCACGAUGCUACAGUUGCUGGCUAAUGGGAAAGAACAUCAGGACAAACAACUAUGCUUUUCAUGUAAUGAACAGUUGGUUCCUACGAGCAACAUUGUAGAGCAUCAGUCUGUGUUUCGUGAGGGCAGAGGAGGAAGUAUUCUUCACCUGAAAUGUCAACCUUGUAAUAAAACAGUGUGUGUGUAUGUGUGUGGACAAUGGUGGUCGCUUAGAGAAAUCUUGCAUUCAAACCGAAUGGACAGGAAUGGGUUUCAACAGGUACAAACAUUCACAGAAAGAGUCAUUCUGCAUACUCUGAAUCGCAUAGUGUUCAGGGAGCAAGAGCAAGAUGAGGACACAGUGGCUGUGUUCCUACCAACCCCAGCUGAGGAAUUCGCAAAGCUUAUGUGGGACGAGGGGGAAGCUGUGGGCUUUUACACUGUCAAAACCAAAGGAAAGGUGUAUGAAUCUUCAUUCCACGAGAGGUAUACAAUGCCUGUCGUUGACAUCAUAUUUGUGCGCAAGAAAGGCAGGGGUCUUGGGUUUGGAGAAAAUCUGCUUAAGGACAUGGUAUCAAUGUUUCCAGUUGAAAACUUUGGGUUUAGCCAUCCAGUGUCUCCUGCAAUGUAUCAAGUUCUUCUUCGAUACCUGCACUCACGACCCCACAUGCGAGAUCGCAUCUGGGUCACUACCUACACAGGCGACGAAGGAUAUCGACGCAAUGUGUGGCUACUUGUGCGCCAUCUAGCAACAAAUGUAGACAGCACGGAUUAAAAGUGAGGUGGUUUAAUGAAGAGUGUCAUAGUAUCGAUUGUAUCUAGUCUAUCUUCAUAGUCUAUAUUAUGACACUUCUGAUGUAAUGACACCAUCAUGGUUUACAACACCAUUGUAGGUAAUGAACUGUGUGAGAAAAUUUGAAACAACUAGACAGACAUUCAAGGGUAAUUAGAGUGACAUGAGAUUUUCCCCCCUCGGGUCCUGGGAUCGAAAAUGCCACUAGUGAUAAUACUAUUGUACUGCAAUGACUUGUUGUUUUCAUUACUAUUCUGUAUUGAUCAUGAAACAUUUAUUACACUGAUAUGUGAUCAGGUUUUUAACCUCCCGAGAGGGUUAACCUUUAAUUAUUAUUUUUUGUAUUAUUUCCAAAAUAAAUAGCUUACAGUAUUUGUAUUCAAUAUGGAAAACAUACUAAAUUUCAACAUAGUGACCAACAGUGGAAGGUCAGUGAUCAACAUUUGUAUCUGUGAUCUACCAAUUCCAUGACUUUAUUGUAAAUAACAAAAUUGUCUUUGUGGUGAAAGAUGUCAAGGGGAGUAAUGGCAUGAUUUCUCAACUCAAAUAAAUAGCUUUUUUUAUUCACUCUCUUAAGAAGUGAACAAAGAAUGCUAGGUUUUAACUGGGUUCCAGGCAAAAUACAAUAUUUUAAAAGCCAAAGUUUCCGAAUGAAAACUGUUCAAAAUGCAUGCAGUGUUUAGACUACAAUGAUUUGUUUUUAUAUGCAUUCCGCCCCAUGUUUUAUGAGGAUUUCUUAUUUGAAUUUGCUAGAAAAACAGCAAUAAUAACUAUUAGAAAGUGUGUCUGACCAGGAGAGAUACUUUCCUUACAAUAACGACAGGCUUUGAUUUGAAAUAUGUAGUUUAAGUCAAAAAGAGAAAUAUGAAAAUAAUUUUCCAUAAUUUUCCUAUGGUUUUAAUUUGUAUUGCGUUGUUAUUAAUGCAUGUUUAUUUCUGUUAUUAUGAGAGUAUAGUAAUUUAUUACAUGUAGAAUAUAAUACAUAAGUUAAGUGUCCUGGUUUAAUAUGGCUUUAUUAUAUUAAAAAUACAGUUUAAAUAAAUCUAUAACAUUUUGUGGAAAAUUAUAGAUGUGACGAUA
Priapulus caudatus is the source of this 2356-nucleotide messenger RNA. Its product is annotated as protein FAM169B-like. The transcript has 7 exons. The record is from RefSeq and is a predicted model, not a curated record. NCBI's taxonomy places the organism in Eukaryota, Metazoa, Priapulida, Priapulimorpha, Priapulimorphida, Priapulidae. Bases 269 to 1258 code for a protein of 329 amino acids.